GAGCCUUGGUCAUGCCGGACCUGAGGCAGGAGCUGCCAAAGAAAGUGAAAGAUGAAGCCUCUUGUUCUCUUGGUUCUUGUGAUCUGUACUGUAGUCAGCAUGAAUUUGAAGCUCGUAUCAAAGAGAAAUUCUGUUGAUGGUUGCAUUGACUGGUCAGUGGAUCUCAAGACAUACAUGGCUUUGGCAGGUGAACCAGUCCGAGUGAAAUGUGCCCUUUUCUACAGCUAUAUCAGAACUAAUUAUAGCAUGGCCCAAAGCACAGGUCUUAGGCUUAUGUGGUACAAAAACAAAGGAGACUUAGAAGAACCCAUUAUAUUUUCUGAAGUUAGGAUGAGCAAGGAUGAAGAUUCAAUAUGGUUUCACUCGGUUGAGUUGCAAGACAGUGGUUUCUACACGUGUGUUCUAAGAAACUCAACGUAUUGCAUGAAGGUGUCCAUGUCCUUGACAGUAGCUGAGAAUGAAUCUGGGCUUUGCUACAACAGCAAGAUCAGAUAUCUGGAAAAAUCAGAAGUCACUAAGAGAAAGACAAUCUCCUGUCCUGAUAUUGAGGAUUACAAAACAGCCAGUCAAGAGCCAGAUGUUGUAUGGUACAAGGAAUGUAAGCCAAAAAUGUGGAGAAGUAUUGUAAUUCAAAAGGGAAAUACUCUUUUAAUACAAGAAGUCCAGGAAGAAGAUGGAGGAAAUUAUACCUGUGAACUGAAGUUUGAAGGCAAGCUUAUACGAAGAACAGUUGAAUUGAAGGUUACUGCAUUACUCACAGACAAGCCUCCAAAGCCAUUGUUCCCCAUGGAGAACCAGCCAACUGUUAUAGAUGUCCAGCUGGGCAACCCGCUGACCGUGGCCUGCAAAGCUUUCUUUGGAUUCAGCGGAGAGUCAGGCCCAAUGAUCUACUGGAUGAAAGGGGAAAAAUUCAUAGAAGAAUUAGAAGAAAGAUUUAUAUGGGGUAGUAAAAUAAAACUCCUUAGAGAACAUCUUGGAGAAAAAGAAGUUGAAUUGACAUUGAUCUUUGACGCUGUAGAGGAGGCAGAUCUGGCGAACUAUACAUGUCAUGUAGAAAACAGGAAUGGACGGAAACAUGCCAGUGUUCUUCUGCGCAAGAAAGAUUUGAUCUACAAAAUAGAGCUUGCUGGAGGUUUGGGAGCCAUCCUUCUUCUGCUUAUUUUGCUGGUGACCAUCUAUAAGUGCUACAACAUAGAGUUAAUGCUCUUCUACAGACAGAACUUUGGAGGAGAUGAAGCAGCAGAUGACAACAAGGAAUAUGACGCAUAUCUUUCAUACACCAAAGUGGAUCCCGAUGCAUUAGAUUGUGAUAAUAACGAAGAGGAGCACUUUGCACUGGAAAUCCUGCCAGACGUUCUCGAAAAGCACUAUGGAUAUAAGCUCUUCAUUCCAGAUAGGGACCUGAUUCCUAGCGGAACCUACAUUGAAGAUCUCACAAGAUGUGUUGAGCAAAGCAGAAGACUCAUUAUCGUGUUAACUCCAGACUAUGUUCUCAGGAGAGGAUGGAGUAUUUUUGAGAUGGAAAACAGACUCCAUAACAUGCUAGUCAGUGGAGAAAUCAAAGUUAUUUUGAUUGAGUGUACUGAAUUAAAAGGGAAAGUGAAUUAUCACGAAGUGGAAUCUUUAAAGCACACCAUCAAACUUCUAUCAGUGGUGAAGUGGAAAGGACCAAGAAGCAGCAAACUGAAUUCUAAGUUUUGGAAGCGCCUAGUCUUUGAAAUGCCAGGAAAGAAAAAGGAGGUGGUGUCUCGGCGUCAGGUCCUGGAUUCUGCGGAGCAGGGCCUUUUUGGAGACCUCCAGACUGUACCCUCCCUUGCCGUUACAGGCACUUCUGCCACGUUGGUAGAAUCACGGGCUGAUUUAACUGAUUACCAUCAAGCAGAUUCUGUGCAAAUGAGACAUUAUUGCAGAGGAUACGAAUACGACGUGGCAGCAGCAACAUUGCCUAUAGCUUCCAUAAGCAACCACCACACAUACUGUAACAUACCUUUGACGCUACUAAACGGACAGCUACCUCUUAACAAUACCAUGAAGGAUCCCCAGGAGUUUCACAGGAACAACCCCUUGCUACCUUUAUCAGCAAGGGAGCUUAGCUUCACCAGUGAUAUCUGGUAG
This is a messenger RNA of Cygnus atratus (black swan), 2115 nucleotides long. RefSeq names its product interleukin 1 receptor accessory protein like 2 (gene IL1RAPL2). The record is from RefSeq and is a predicted model, not a curated record. Gene Ontology annotation, biological process: signal transduction. Lineage: Eukaryota; Metazoa; Chordata; Aves; Anseriformes; Anatidae. The coding region runs from base 52 to 2115 and encodes 687 amino acids. The transcript has 12 exons.